AUGAAGUCUUCACUUGCUCUCCUCGCCACCGCCGGCGCCGUCGCUGCCAUCUCUACCACUACCGAAUGGGUUAUCGAGGUUGUCACCGUCACUGUUACGGUUGACCCUACCGACUUCGUCCAGGACGCCAAGCCUACCCCGACUCCUGCCCCCGAGCCUGUCACCACCUCGUCGGUAGUUACCACAUCCUCUACUCCUGCGCCUCCCCCGAACAGCGCCAUUGUUACGGAGCCUGAGUCUACCACCACUACUCAGGCUCCCCCGCCUACCUCGACGCCCGAGCCCGAGCCUGAGCCGACUGUUGUUGAGACGCAGACCCCCAAGCCGCAACCCACGACUACCGCCCAGCCUCAACCAACUGCUUCGCAGGCCCCGCCGCAGCAGAGCCUGGCUCCCUCCGGCGGCUACCAGGAUACCGUGGUCAAAUACCACAACGCCUACCGCCAGGACCACAGCGCUCCCGCGCUCGAGUGGGACGAUACUCUUGCCAGCUACGCUCAAAACACGGCCCAGAAGUGCGUGUUUGAGCAUGACAUGAAACAGGGCACUGGCAACUAUGGCCAAAACCUCGCUAGUUACGGUGCCACUGGCAACCUUGGUACCACGGAGAGUGCCGUUGGCAAGGCCAUCGCUCAGCAGUGGUACCAGCAGGAAGUUGGCUACUACAACUUCUACGGCCAGGCUGACCCCCCGCCCGGUGCCGACUUCAGCAAGUUCGGCCACUUCUCCCAGCUUGUCUGGAAGGGCUCCCAGAAGGCCGGUUGCUAUACACAUAAGUGCCCUGCUGGCACCGUCCUCCAGUACGACUCGUUGUUUACCGUCUGCAACUACUUCCCUCCUGGCAACUACAAGGGCGAGUACGGCACCAACGUUAUGCCUUCUCUUGGCCUCAAGAUCAACGUUUCUUCCUAA
Messenger RNA from Cordyceps fumosorosea ARSEF 2679, 912 nucleotides. RefSeq names its product Allergen V5/Tpx-1-related protein. The transcript has 3 exons. Lineage: Eukaryota; Fungi; Ascomycota; Sordariomycetes; Hypocreales; Cordycipitaceae. Bases 1 to 912 code for a protein of 303 amino acids. The record is from RefSeq and is a predicted model, not a curated record. Gene Ontology annotation, cellular component: extracellular region.